Molecule: messenger RNA, 705 nt
Organism: Babesia bigemina
Lineage: Eukaryota; Apicomplexa; Aconoidasida; Piroplasmida; Babesiidae
Exons: 6
Coding region: 1-705 (234 amino acids)
Biological process (GO): maturation of LSU-rRNA from tricistronic rRNA transcript (SSU-rRNA, 5.8S rRNA, LSU-rRNA)
Cellular component (GO): cytosolic large ribosomal subunit
Molecular function (GO): RNA binding; structural constituent of ribosome
Source: RefSeq, a predicted model, not a curated record
AUGGAAGAUUUAAAAGAUGGUAUCACAAGAAAGGAAACACUUCUUAAGGGCCAUCGUAUUCACCUUCGUAAAAGGUCCGAUAUCGCGAAGGACAUAGCCCGUUAUAAAUCGAAAAGCAAAACGAAGAAAGAUGUGAACACAAUUAUGUCUUUGAACGCUAUUUUCAAGCAAUCUAAGCAAAAAUCUUUGGACGUUAAAAGAACUUCUGCCAUUUGCAAGAAGAACGACACCCCUCGCCAACAGUCAUACAAGCUUUUGCUAGCUGUUCGAAAUCAGCGCAGCGUGCAACCGUCCAUAUCUGAGUCAUUUUUGAAGGACAUGGGAUUAUCUAUAAUUGGUACGGCUAGAUUUUUCUCUAAUUCGGAGUCGAGUUUGAAAAGCUUGGAACGGGUACGCCCAUUUGUCUACUACGGUACGCCGACGCAGCGACAUGUUAAGGAGCUAUUGAACAAAAGAGGCACAAUUAUUCUUCCAAACGGCGUAACCAGAUUGAUCAGUACCAAUUCUGUAAUCGAAGAGCAUAUCGGCAGGAACGAUAUUCUAUGUAUAUCUGAUAUAGUGAAAUCAAUAUACAACGGAGACGAAAACGCGGAAGACAUAUUAUCGAAGCUCGGAACAUUAAACAUGUCAAUCAAUUCUCUUGAGUGUCCUCUAAAAUGCGGAGAUAUAGGUACAUCAAUAAAUGAGACGCUAGAUCUGAUAUAA